GGGAUGUUUCAGCUGGGAUCCGGGCCAAGACAGCACGGACGCCGUCAGGGCAAAACAGCCGCCCACGUUUGAAGUGAGCGGAGGUGCGGCCAUGCGUUGCUCCACCCUGCUCGCCAUCCUCACCGGGGUGCUUCUGUACCUGGUGCUGGGCGCCGUGGUGUUCCGGGCCUUGGAGGCGCAGCGAGAAGAAGGCAAGCACAUGCAGCUGCAGGGCACGUGUCGCGACUUUCUGAUGAACUUCACUUGCGUCAGCCCCGACAACCUGCAAGCUCUCAUUGAGGAGGUGGCAGAGGCCAUUGGUGCAGGCGUGGAUCCCAACAGUAACGCCACCUAUGUCAGCCAGUGGGAUCUGGCCAGCGCCUUUUUCUUCUCUGGAACCAUCAUCACAACAAUCGGUUUUGGAAACAUCUCCCCCAAGACGGAGGGUGGUCAGUUGUUCUGUAUUUUCUAUGCCUUGGUUGGAAUUCCACUGUUUGGUAUCCUGCUUGCUGGAGUUGGAGACCAUCUAGGUACCGGGUUGAGGAAAACGGUGGCCAAAAUAGAGACUCUGUUCCUGAAAUGGCGAGUUAGUCCCACCAUUGUGCGUGUGAUCUCAGCCGUCUUGUCCAUCCUGCUGGGGUGCCUGCUGUUUGUUGCGGUGCCCAUCCUGGUUUUCCAAAAGGUAGAAGGCUGGACCAUGCUGGAGUCUGCGUACUUUGUAGUCAUCACCCUGACAACAGUGGGGUUUGGUGACUAUGUUGCAGGGGAUUCGGGACUGGAGGGCAGUGACCACUGGUACAAGCCUUUGGUGUGGUUCUGGAUCUUGCUGGGUCUUGCCUACUUUGCAUCCGUCCUGUCAAUGAUUGGGAAUUGGCUUCGAGUUUUAUCGAAGAAGACGAGAGCUGAGAUGGAGGAACUGCGAGCCCACGCCACGGACUGGACACAGAAUAUCCAGAAUAUGGAUUUUCGGAUCUCUGGAAAAAUUGACGAUCCCUUCCGACGGCGUCGGCGAAGACGGCGGCAUGGCGCUCGCAACCACGGCCACGGGGGCUCAGCUCCUGGAGCCCAUGAGGGGGAAGGAGAGCAAAACGAGAGUGAAACUGAUUCUGAAUCCUAUUCCUCUUACACCUCCUACAGUGGAUCAGAGUCUGGAUCGGAGUCAGAAACCACCCAAACAGAGCAGGUGCCCGAGGAAAAGAAGGACCCCCACCUUUCUCAACCUCUGGACUAUUUUGGAGAGAACCUGGCCUUCAUUGACGAGUCCUCGGAUGCUCAGAGUGCUAAAGUACACGUGGAUCCUCAACUGGAUCCAACCCAACCGAGUCCUAAACGUCCCGGUUCACACAAGCGGAGGCGUCACAGGAAGCCUGUCCCACGGAGAAGCUCCAAAACUGAUGGAAUCAAACGGUCCAGCCUUGGCAAACAGGAGCACAACGGAACACCGCAGCCGGUUCCAAAUGUACCGCUGAAUCCACAAGCUUGAGAAAGAAGCCACAGUAGCCACGUUUACAUGAGGAGUUUUUCCUCUUUCCGAAUGGCUUUUCCGAAAACAAUUGUAUACAUGGAAAGGAAUAUUCCAAUCCGCUAUAAACCGAUUUAAGCCGCUAUAAACAGAAUAGUAAAUGGGGCAUGCGCAGUAAAACGUAAACAUCAACAUCACGUGAUACCGACUUCCCCGAGUUUUUCUUUCCCUUGUUGGAAUAACUCCGUAUUGCCAGUUUUUCCUUCGUCCAGUCUUGAAAUUAGAAUCAGUUUGGAUCAAAAACAAACUUUCCUCCUCCUCCAUUUUUAAAACUGAAGAACGUCUCGAGCUGCAUGUUACGUAAUAUUUGAGCAUGUGCUUAGAUAAUUAAACUUAAAUAAUUUAAAUAAUAAAAGAAAUAAUAUCUAACUUAAUUAGAUCAUUUUAAACAGGAAACCGCCAAUAAACAACAGAAAACGAACACGACAAAGAAGAAGGCACAACUUUCCGUUUUCCGUGGGUACAAGAUACUUCGAUCAGAUCGGGGAAAGGAAUAAUCCACACCUGUGAAUCCGAUUAUAUGUUCAGUCGGUUCAUUCGUAUUCGCACUUUUCUUUCGAAACGAGGUGUAUACAAAGGUUACAUUCUUUCCAUUUGGGGAAAUAAAACAAAUGCAAUUGGAAUAUUUGGGUCCAUGUAUACGUGGCUAGUGUUAGCACAGGAAAUGCCUCAACAAAACAAAGUCCCCACAGCGGGAUUGACAGGAAUGAUUAAUGUAGCAAGCUAUUUGUGUCAAUGAAUUGUAUAUUUGCAGGCACAUGGAAAUGUUGCACAAGCGUUGGCCUUUGCAGAUGAUGUUUUUACUUUAGCACGUAUGCCUUAAUCUAGUGACAGUACUGUAAUGUAUGCCUCCUACAGUACGCUUCUUUUACUGUCUAAGGAAUUGCUGCUCUCUGCUGGACUGAGAGAGAAUCAUCACAUUUCGUUAUGUAUGUUAAUUAGCAUAUGUUGGUUAGCAUAUGUUCAUUUAGGGCUGUCCAAAAUCACACUUU
This is a messenger RNA of Doryrhamphus excisus (bluestripe pipefish), 2493 nucleotides long. RefSeq names its product potassium channel, subfamily K, member 4b (gene kcnk4b). Lineage: Eukaryota; Metazoa; Chordata; Actinopteri; Syngnathiformes; Syngnathidae. Gene Ontology annotation, biological process: stabilization of membrane potential; potassium ion transmembrane transport. Gene Ontology annotation, cellular component: plasma membrane. The record is from RefSeq and is a predicted model, not a curated record. Gene Ontology annotation, molecular function: potassium ion leak channel activity; outward rectifier potassium channel activity.